AUGGCGGCGGGUAGCGGGAGGCGGCGCGGAGUGCUGCGGCUGCUAAUGCGGAUCGGGUCGGUGCUGCUCACUCGCUUCCCGUUCUGGCACUGUCUCAGCGGCCUUCUCCUCAAUGCCGAGCGCGCCGAGGUUCGCCGGAAACCAGACAUCCCUGUUCCGUUUCUCUACUUUGAUAUGGGUGCAGCAGUUUUGUGUGCCAGCUUUAUGUCCUUUGGUGUGAAACGACGAUGGUUCGCUUUGGGGGCUGCUCUCCAGUUGUCUAUCAGCACCUACGCAGCAUAUGUUGGUGGCUAUGCACAUUAUGCAGACUGGCUGAAGGUGAGAAUGUAUUCCCGAACAAUAGCCAUAAUAGGUGGAUUUCUGAUCUUGGCAAGUGGCGCUGGUGAAAUCUACCGCCAGAAACCACGGAACAGAUCAUUGCAGUCUACUGGGCAAGUUUUCAUUGGAAUCUACCUCAUUUGUGUGGCCUACUCUCUUCAGCACAGCAAAGAAGAUCGCCUGGCCUAUCUUGGUGGUAUCCUGGGUGGGGAGAUCCUCCUACAGCUUCUCUUUGUUCUCUACGGCGUCCUUGCUCUGUCCUUUCUAUCCGGUUAUUACAUCACCACAGCUGCUCAAAUCCUGUCGGUAAUUCUUCCUCUGGUCAUCCUCUUCAUUGAUGGCAAUCUUGGUUUCUGGCACGAUUCUCGCAGAGUUGAAUUCUGGAAUCAAAUGAAGUUGAUUGGCCAAAACGUUGGGGUUUUUGGGGCUUCCAUCAUUUUGGCCACAGAUGGCUGAGCAUAACCCAGGGGACUUGAGGAACUAUGCUUGAUUUCAGGCCAGGGAGAGCAGAAGACUUCCGGAGAAGGAACUGGGAUGAUUUCAAACAAUUGCUUAUUUAUUUUUUGGUUUUACUGCAUUGUUGAAACUCUUUGCUCUUUUCCACUGGCAGCUAAACGAACUUAUAUUCUUUCUUUAUAAUGUGGGGUCA
Thamnophis sirtalis is the source of this 967-nucleotide messenger RNA. RefSeq names its product transmembrane protein 101 (gene TMEM101). The record is from RefSeq and is a predicted model, not a curated record. Lineage: Eukaryota; Metazoa; Chordata; Lepidosauria; Squamata; Natricidae. Gene Ontology annotation, biological process: positive regulation of canonical NF-kappaB signal transduction.